This is a messenger RNA of Carya illinoinensis, 599 nucleotides long. RefSeq lists its product as uncharacterized. Bases 1 to 384 code for a protein of 127 amino acids. NCBI's taxonomy places the organism in Eukaryota, Viridiplantae, Streptophyta, Magnoliopsida, Fagales, Juglandaceae. The record is from RefSeq and is a predicted model, not a curated record. The transcript has a single exon.
AUGGAAGCUCUCAUCUACCAUUUCACCCUCCUCUCAGAUCAAGCCUUGCAAGACAAGAGCUUUGAUCCAUCCACCAUUGAAGAUCUCAUGAAACUCUUCGAGAUCGAAGCAUACAAGUCAUGGGCAGCCAUGGAACAAGAACAGCAAAAGGAAGUUGAAGAGGCCGAGACCGAGUUGCAACAAGCCGAGGACUACCUUGAAUCGGUUUUGGAGAGCGCCAUGGACGAGUUUAGACGCUUCGAGGCGGAACUCGAAAGCAGGUCAAAGGCUGAGCUGAAAAGCUUGGUGGAAACUGGCGAGAAGGCGAGAAAGAUGGGGAACUUGAUGGAAAAGUCUGCAUCUUUCUUUGAGAGACUGGAAAUCAUAGCAAAAGGCCUUACUUGAACAGCUUGUGUACAUAUAUAAUUGUGGACUUAUUCUACAAGCAAAAGCCAGAGCCUGCAACGAUCUAGCUCGCCAGCGAUAAGAUAUGAGGGUAUAACAGAUAUGUAGCGGUCGUACCGGCGAAACUGGUCCAGGAAGUUGAAAAAAUCAUGUAUAGGUCAAUUGGGCAUGCAAAUAUUCAAGAAAUAUUAAUGCAGAAAAUAUGAUCAGACGUA